AUGGAGAUUCUUCGACAACGGUUAUUAGAUAGCACAACCAAACAAUCUGAUUUAAUCGAAAUAUUUGCAGCAAUUGAUCGAGAUUGCUCCGGCCGAAUAACAUAUGAAGAGUUUCAUGCUGCGAUGAAAUUAUUGAAAUUAGAUUUCAAUAACGAUGACGAGAUCAAACAACUCUUUCGACAAUUUGAUACAACAAACAAUGGACAAAUCGAUCUCGCUGAAUUCCUCCAACAGAUCAAACCACCAAUGAACGAACGACGUCACCGAGCGGCUCUCCAUAUCUUUAACUCAAUGGACAUCAACAAAGAUGGGAGAUUAACUAUCGAAGAUAUCAAACUGAAAUACGCGGCACAACUGAAAGCAGUCAAAAAUAGAUCAAGCCAGAAUAUUGAUUAUACUUUGAAGAAAUUUCUCAACAAAUUCGAUACACGCGGUCAAGAAGAUGGUAUCGUCGAUCAAGACGAGUUUCUCGGCUUCUGUGUUAUGCUUAGUGCGACGAUUAAAGAAGAUAUUUAUUUCGAACAUGCACUACGAACAUUAUUUGAUUUUCGUUUUUGA
Molecule: messenger RNA, 558 nt
Organism: Adineta ricciae
Lineage: Eukaryota; Metazoa; Rotifera; Eurotatoria; Adinetida; Adinetidae
Source: the annotation of a GenBank genome assembly